This is a messenger RNA of Naegleria lovaniensis, 1020 nucleotides long. RefSeq lists its product as uncharacterized. Gene Ontology annotation, molecular function: protein binding. NCBI's taxonomy places the organism in Eukaryota, Heterolobosea, Eutetramitea, Acrasida, Naegleriidae. The record is from RefSeq and is a predicted model, not a curated record. The transcript has 5 exons. The coding region runs from base 1 to 1020 and encodes 339 amino acids.
AUGUCUGAACCCUCAUCCGAUAGCAUUCAUCACGCUAAUGAAGAGCAACCAGGAUCAUCUGCAACAACAGACAAAGAACAAAACACAAAUGAACAGCCAACAUCUUCCGAAGUGAAUAAUAGUACAAGCUCACCAUCACAACCCAAUGCACAGGAUGAUGAAGACGAUAACUCGGAAGAGUUUGCUCUUCUUGUUCAAAAAGCGGAGGAGUUCAAGGUGGAAGGUAACAAGUGCUUCACAAAUGCAGCCUAUGACAAGGCCAUUGACUUCUAUAAUGAAACUCUCAAGAUUUGGUUCGUUUACUUGGAUAAAGAAGAUGAGCUAAAAGUCAGAACAGAGGACGUAAAAAAACUUACAAACAUUGUAGUAGAUACAUACAAUAAUGCAGCUGUCACAUUAAUGAAACUCAAUAAUUUUGUGAAUGCAUACAAAGCAGCAGCAAUGGCCAAUCGAUUUAUGCCAAAUGCAAAAUCCUACUAUUUACAAGGAAAAUGUUUAUUCUCAUUAGGUCAGGCAUUUCAAGCCAAAUCUUUCUUGGAGCAAUGUUUAGAGCUCCAACCUAACAAUAAGGAAGCUCGUGAUUUGUUGGACGAGUGUGCAGAUGCUGAACCACCAUUUUUGGAUUAUGGAAUGCCGUUUGGAGGAAUGGGUGCUUUCUCAGCAGCAUUACGUCAGAAACAACAAGAAGAGGAAGAGAUGAAAAAAGCUAUGGAGGAAUCUCUCAGGAUCUUUGAAGAAGAACAACGAAAACGAGAUUCAGAACAAAAAAAGGCAGACGAAGAACAAGAAAAAAUAAGGCAAGCCUUUGAACUGCAACAACAGGAAUUGAAAAAGAAGCAAGAAGAAGAAGAAAAGAGAAGAUUACAAGAAGAAGAAGAAGUUGAAUUUGAUAUUGAAAUUGAACAUGAGGAUGGUGAAGUUGAAGAGGAUGAGGUGUCACUGACUGAAAGUGAAAUUGAGGAACAAAUGAGGUUGUUGGAAUUGGAAGAAAAAGGUCAAUUGCCUGCUGAGGAAGAGUAG